GUUUUUCAUCAUCUGAAUGCUCGGAACUUGUGGUUUCAUCCCUGAGCUGGGUGCAGUAGACACAGCCCAGCUCACGGCUCCUAGCCAUCCUAUAAAGGCAGCAGGACACACUGAUGCUGCAGGUUGUUGUGCUUUGAGACGCUGCCUAUCUUUUCCUCUCUGCAACACCAAAGAUUUUGUAGCAUCACCCAACUAAAGCCAUGACUGAUAGGCUUGCCGGCAGACAAGAGGCAUCAGUAAAUGGAGAAGUUCCAGCCUUUUUCAAGAACAUGGGCUCUGGGAGCCCUAAACCGCGACAGAAAUUCUGCGGAAUGUUCUGCCCCGUGGAAGGCUCGUCUGAGAAUAAGACCAUCGACUUCGACUCCCUGUCAGUGGGACGCGGCAACUCCCGGGGCAGUAGUGUGGUAGCUAAGCAGAAGGACAUCGCCCAGGUUGGGUAUGGGUCACCUUAUUCACGAAAAGACAGGGGCGCUGAAGAUAGAGGAUGGCCAACUGUUGAAUCGGAGCAAAAGAUUGAAAUCAAGAGAGCUACUGGGAAAGAGUUCCUGCAGAAUAUUGAUGAUAAGAGUGAUCGUCUUUUGAUUAAAGGAGGUAAAAUCGUUAACGAUGACCAGUCUUUCCUUGCUGACAUUUAUAUGGAGGAUGGCCUUAUCAAUUGACCACGUGAUUGUAGAACCUGGCACAAGCCUGAUAACUGCUUUUGACACAUGGCGAGAGUGGGCAGAUAGCAAGUCAUGCUGUGAUUACUCCUUGCAUGUGGACAUAACAGAGUGGCAUAAAGGGGUCCAGGAGGAGAUCGAAGCAUUGGUCAAGGAUCAUGGUGUCAACUCCUUCCUUGUUUACAUGGCAUACAAGGAUCAUUUUCAGCUCACUGACUCCCAGAGCAACAAAGGAUCCUAGAGAUGGGAAUCACUGGCCCUGAAGGACAUGUUCUCAGUCGGCCAGAAGAGGUAGAGGCUGAAGCAGUGAACCGUUCCAUAACCAUUGCCAACCAAACCAACUGCCCACUGUAUAUCACUAAAGUGAUGAGUAAGUCGUCAGCUGAUGUCAUCGCCCAGGCCCGGAAAAAGGGGGCUGUUGUGUAUGGAGAGCCGCUCACGUCCAGUCUUGGCACUGAUGGAUCUCAUUAUUGGAGCAAGAACUGGGCAAAGGCUGCAGCAUUUGUUACCUCACCACCACUGAGCCCGGACCCAACCACUCCAGAUUAUCUCAAUUCCCUGCUUUCCUGUGGUGAUCUCCAGUUGGUUGGCAGUGCCCACUGCACCUUUAACACAGCACAGAAAGCUGUAGGCAAGGAUAAUUUCACCCAAAUCCCUGAGGGUACCAAUGGAACAGAGGAGCGCAUGUCUGUAAUCUGGGAUAAAGCUGUGGUGACUGGUAAAAUGGAUGAGAACCAGUUUGUGGCUGUGACCAGCACAAAUGCAGCCAAAAUCUUCAAUCUUUACCCACGGAAGGGGCGUAUUGCAGUGGGUUCUGAUGCAGAUCUGGUUAUAUGGGAACCUGACGCCCUGCGGACUAUUUCUGCAAAGACUCACAAUUCAACGGUGGAGUACAACAUCUUUGAAGGCAUGGAAUGUCGUGGCGUUCCUCUGGUUGUUAUUUCUCAGGGCAAGAUUGUUCUAGAAGAUGGCACUCUUCAUGUGACUGAAGGCACUGGGAGGUAUAUCCCAAGGAAACCAUUCCCUGAUUUUGUAUACAAGAGGAUAAAGGCAAGAAGCAAGAUGGCUGAACUUAGAGGUGUCCCUCGUGGUUUGUAUGACGGCCCUGUCUGUGAGGUUUCACUUACUCCAAAGACAGUGACACCGGCAUCAUCAGCUAAGACAUCUCCUGCAAAACAGCCAGCUCAGCCUGUUAGGAACCUCCACCAGUCUGGAUUUAGCUUGUCUGAUGUUAUAGUGGUCCAAGCAAUACGAGAAGUCGUUCUGGUGCACAGGUUGAUGACAAUGUUCCCCGUCGUACAACCCAGCGCAUUGUGGCUCCCCCUGGUGGCCGUGCAAACAUCACCAGCUUGGGCUAAACCAGCAUAUUAACCUAAUUGGGAGGGUGGACGCCUAAGGACUCAUUAUAUUUUAGAGCCUGUGACAGUUACUGUUGGCACCCGUUCUUUAUGGCUCAAUCAGCUCCACUCUCUUGUCACCAACUUUGUCACCCAUCCAUCAUAAAAGGAAAUCGUUUUGUGUUUUAACAUUUGCGGACAUGCAGAAAAUGUUUCAUGUAAUUGAUUUUUGUUAUUAAUAUUUUUCUUUAAAGGAAGGAUAAAGUGAAUAUGGCUGGAGCUGCCUGUUUUAUAUAUAUGUAUAUGAUUACAAUUAAACUGAACUUGUUGAUUCAGAAAUUUGUUUUGUUGCUUCUGCCCCAUUCUGUUAUACCCCUUUUAGCUGCAGGCUUAAAGUUGAUCAGAUAUCCUUACAGCUUCUUACCAGAGUUUAUCCUACAACUAUUUAGCUGUAGUUAAACAACAACAUAGUGGAGGAUAGCACGUCUGGUGGUAGACUUAUAGAAUCUUACAACCCUGGAAUAAAAUUAGCAGAAAAUUUAGUCCCUCAAAAAUGUGUGUGUUGGCAGUUUUGAGAUGGGUGUAUGCAAGCCCAUUGUAGGAGUCACUGUUUUUUUUACCUUUCCCAGAGGGGUUAUAGAACCAUAAAAUGUAUAACUUUAAGAUUGUGUUUUAAUUAUACAAAAUAAAUUGUAUACAAAAAAUCCAUUACAAGUUUGAUCAGGUUUUGGCCUUAACUAUAGCUGGACACUGUUCAGAAAUAUGAGUGACUUGUGUAUCUUCAGUGUUCAUACCAUGUUCCCAUCAUUUUACAAACCCUCUGUCUUGAGUAGGAAUAUGGCAACAUUGUGAACAAUGUACAAUAAGAAUGAAGUAUGAGGGACAUAGGAAGUAAAACUGUGUAAAAUAAAAAAAAAAAAAAAAAGUAAAUCCAGGGAUCACCAAUCCUGAAUAAGGUGUCUUGGGCUUAAAGGCUGUUGGAGUCUUUUAAACAGUAAAGCGAGCUCACCUGUGGGUAGCAGUAAUUUAGUGUUUGUGUGAAUUUAUUUCACUGCUUCUGCUGUACGACCAUCUGCAGUUGUGAAUUUUGACUUCCCAAAUCUAACAGGAAAACAUGUAGAACGCUAAAGAAAAUAUUGUAAAGCUCAGAAGAAGUGUGAUUUUGUUUGCAAAGGAUAUUGUCAGUAGAACAGUAUGAUUUACAUUAUUUAAAAUGAAUUAUUGCUAGAGUCUUAAUGAAUGUGUAACAAUUGCCUUCGUGUAGAACUCAAUCUUUUUGUUUUUUGAAGCAGUGAGGAACGUAGUACAGCUUACAAAAGAGAUGACAUGAUUUUGGAAUGCCGUAAUAUCUUGCCACAAUUUGUGCUGUAAAACAAAUGGCUACACCUAGUUUUUACAGUGUGUUGCUUAAUGAAAUUUGGCUUAUUGCCAAAAAGUUAAUAUGCCACCGGGACAUUAGACGGGUUUACAUUAAGUUGCAGAUGAACACCAAACCCUUAAUCUGAUUGAGUGGCAUUGCAUUUUUUCUGGACUGGAGAUAGGGGUCAAUUAAGUGUUUGAUUUUGUAGUAACAUGAAUGUAUGUAGGGUAUUGAUUUGCACAUUUUGAAUAGUUUGGUGGUCCAUAAAUGCUAUAUAUCUACUGAGUCAGGUACUUGACCUUCACAUUAACCAAAAGGACUUUUUUGUGGUAGCUUUCUGCAAGGUGCUCCUUUCGUGAGAAAUCAUGGAAGGAAAAAUAGUACCACAACAGAUUUUUGGUCAGAUAACUCGUAACCUUUGCAUGUGCACUUUGGUCUUGCUUCAAAUGUUGAACACAAUUUUAGUAAAAACUGUAAUCACAUGUCUUUGUAAGAAGGCUGGGGGGGAGGGGGGGGUAAAAUCUACACUGAUUUUGUUUCAUUUUAUUUUUUAUCAGAAGUUUGACCAAAGUUGCAUAAUUUGUUUUAGCACAUCAAAACAUGCUGUAGGUUUUGAAGACUAGGAUAUUAAAUUAAUAAACACUAUGACCAAUGUGUGGUAGUUCCUGAUCAAUAAAAAGGGUACUUGCUAAAUCCAUAGGAUUGUACAUGAAAAUGUUUGAGUAGCUAUAUUUUUUAUAUUAUUUAUGAAUCUUUGUAGUCCUGCAAUUGUCGUUUUUUAGUCUCCUGUGAACCAGAUGUGCCAACAACCCCUUCUCCUUUUUAUAAUUACCAUUAUAUUGUGGGUAUAGAACCACAGCAACAAUGCCUUCCUUUUGUAGCUUGCUUGUUUAAUACUAAGGGACGGUUACUGGCUUUCUUGCCAAAGCACUUGUUUUCCACGUUACUGCUCACCCUUACUAUUUAAAACUGUUGAAGACUUAGAUUCACUGCAAGCAACUUAUGCAAAAGUGUAUUUUUAUAACUGUAAAUAUGUUAAUUCAUUUUCAGCUGCAGGCUGCUCUUGUUGUUUAGCUGGGGAUCCUUUGUGGUUACAUGGACUGGUUUCUCCGUAAAUGUAACCAAGUGAUAGUAGCAGAAUUUUGGCACCAGAAACAUGAUUGUAUGUCACUGCCUUUUGUAGAGCAUUGCAAGUGGAGUUAGAAAAUGAGCAGAGUAAUUUUUAAGGGCAUUUGGAUAUGGACGUUGUGGAAACCUAAUGACAUCUUAUUAACCAAGGUCACUUUUGUUUUUCCCUAUAGCAAUUUUGUUAGCACAUUGUUUUGCUUAUAUUUACUGUCAGAUAUUAAUUUGAAUAGGAGCAAUGUAGAAUUGAAUUUAACCACACUUAACCUCAUUCCACCAUUAGAUGGUUCUGCAUUUUAAGGGUGACAGUCCCACAUUUUACAAAUCUAAACAUUGCAUGGCUCUGUCUAGAAAAUUUUAAAGUAACGGUUUGUUAAUAUUUUUUGAUUACAUUCUUCACUUUUCUUCAGAAAUGUAGUUUUGUUGUGGGAUAAGAAUUGAGCUGUAGAAGUUGGCCAGCAUGUCUUUGUGAAAGGGAGAUUGGAGAAUAUGCAGAAAGUAAUGAAUGGAUUUCAGUGACACUAUAAAGGUUAUAUUAUUUGUUAGUUUUUCACGUCCGUUCAAUAUCUAUUUCAAAACCUAAUUAGCAGUAGAGUGCUUUUCUCUCAGUGACUGGCUUCUGUAUAAAAAUAUUUGUCUAGGAAUAUUAAGUUUCUAUCAAUCUGUCUUCUGUUUUUAAAGUUUUGUUAGAAAUCAAAAUGCAAUAAAAAUAUGUAUGGAAUGUUAGAUAAUAUUCCCACCACAUUAGAUUUGCUUGGCAAGAAUAACUUUCCCAUCUAAUAGCCCCCCCCCCCCCCAAAAAAAAUAAAUAAAUAAAAAGUGGCUAUUGGCUAUACAGCAUUUCUGUACUAGGAAAACAAACAUUCUGGUCAAUUUCUGGUGAAAGUCAUGUUUCAAUUGCAAAAAAUAAAAACCUGCAUCCUUUAAUUUUAUACAUACAUAUAUAUAUAUAUAUAUAUAUAUAUAUAUAUAUAUAUAUAUAUAUAUAUCUUUACUCAUGAAAUUCAUAUGGGUUUGCCAGUAACACACACAUUUUGUGAUGUAUUGCUUCCCAUACUGGAUAAUAGGUGCAACAAACUGAAAUCUGGUUCAGUUUAGCCUGAACUACCAAGAAUUUGAAGGGUAAUUUUGUGUAAAGUUGCUUUUUUAUGUACUUGUAGUAACACACAUGCAUGCACACACUUUUUUUUACUUUGAUUAAAGUAUUAACAUGGGCUAUU
This is a messenger RNA of Protopterus annectens (West African lungfish), 5701 nucleotides long. RefSeq names its product dihydropyrimidinase-related protein 2-like. The record is from RefSeq and is a predicted model, not a curated record. Gene Ontology annotation, cellular component: cytoplasm; cytosol. Gene Ontology annotation, molecular function: hydrolase activity, acting on carbon-nitrogen (but not peptide) bonds, in cyclic amides. NCBI's taxonomy places the organism in Eukaryota, Metazoa, Chordata, Ceratodontiformes, Protopteridae.